UGAGAUUCAAUAUAACUGCCAUUACUUUGUACCUAGUCUUGUCAUAAGCUUACUUGGGGACUUCUCAAAUCUUUAUCAAAGCAAACAGUUGGCCAGAUACAGCGGCUUUAAAAACACACAUAAACAACCGACGAAAUAAAACCCACAAAAGAAGAAAAAAAACUUGUGAUUACUACAACUGUGUUAUUUUUUUAAGGUUAUUGAACCCCAAAAUGGAUAUAACUUAAGCCUAAUUGUAAUCUCCUGAAUUCCAGUUGAACUGAUGCAAAGUUUGAAAUCUGCUUUGGCUUGGAAUUAGAACUCAACAUUAAUCCAUUUGAAGUUUUAGUUUACUUCAGAAAAACAAAACAAUACUUACAAAGCAUUACUCGGAAAUAAAACACCUAAUUCCUGAGACAACCUACAACAAGGGGGACAAAUCCAGAGAGAGGUCACACGACGUGACACAGACAUUGACAAGAUUGCCAUGGUGACCAAGUGUCUACAUUUGUUUGCAUUUGCUUCGACUUUUGCACUAACCUGGGCUUCGCCCAACAUAACUGCCUUUCAAAAAGUGGCCGUAGUCAAAGAAGGCAGCCAGGUGAACUCUGUCCUGUCGACCAUCACCUGCAGUGACAGUGACGGAGACCUGACUGCCACCUACGUCAAGUCAGUGUCACCGUCCACUCUGUGCGGCAAAUGCUUUGAGGUGUUGAGCUGCUUACCCAACGAAUGCCUGCAGUACAGAGCGGGAGUUGGCACCCUGGACUACUCCACAGCCUCCUCCUACCUCGUCACUGUCAGCUGCGAGGACCUUGUCCACUCUGACCCCGACGCCACAGAGGUCAUUGAGGUCAAGGUGCUUCCCAACGCGCCCCCGCACUUCGACCCUGAUGUCAAGUUUGUUCCUUUGACAAAGGAUGGCCCCACUACUAAAGCGGGUACAGUUCUGUAUCAGGUGGACGGUAUCGACCCCGAAGAUGAUGACAUCACGUAUUCUAUGAACGUUCUCCCGGCCACGUCUGCCAAAAAUUACCAGAUCAACCCACUCACAGGCGAGAUAAAAGCUUUGAUUGAUCUCAGCAAAGAAUGUUUGUCGUCGGUGACUUUCGAAGUGACAAUGACAGACGGACACAGUUCCGUUGGACCGCAGGUCAUUGACAUGCCCAUCAGUAAUCCCAACGUAGCCCCGACUGCGUCGAAUCUGGACACCACCAUCCAGAUACCUGAAGACCAUUCGCUGACCACUGCCUAUACCAUGGCCAUAAUAGACGGAAACCCAGGGGAUAAAGUGACCUACACUACGUCAUCAACCAACGCCGCGGGCCUUGCGCAGUACAAGAUGGACGGGAAAAGUCUCAACGUCGAUGUCCAGCAAGCACUGGACUAUGAGCAGGCCAGCCUCAGACAGACAGAUGUGACCAUACAGGCCACAGACGGAAACUGUCCAUCCCCGCCCUAUACACUCAGAAUUAAGGUGACAGACGUGAACGAGAAACCGGUCAUAACCCCAAGCAGGACCAACGUGGAAGUCUGUGAGGGCGUGCAAGAGUUCGACCCAGGCUACACAGUUGUCGACCCUGACACGCCGGACACUCAGACCUGGUCACUCAGUUCGACCAUGUCCAACACGAAUGGACGUUUCGGCAUCAACAGGAACACGGGCUGGCUGAAGACUUUGAUUGAUUACGACGUGGACAAGGGCGCGAUGACCUCCACGGUCACUUACACAGUCCUGGUGACAGAUAAGGGCGGACUCUCCAGCACUGCAACUGUUGGGGUCACUUUUUUGGACUGUAACGACAACGCACCCAUCUUUGACCAACAGCAGGCAUACACCUAUGCCGCCACAGAAUGUACAGCGGCGGGGGCAAAGCUUGGUACAAUCACAGCCACUGACAGAGACUCGUCACGUGAACAGAACAACGUCAUCUAUUACGAAGGUUCUGGUGGCAGUGUCAAGGUCGGAACCGGAGGUGAGGUGGUAGUCGUCCAGGCUUUACCCGCGGGAUCUGUGGUCACUUUCAACGCCUACGCCUAUGACCGUGGUCAGACACCAGGACCGUUACGGAGCGUGAAUCCAGCAGUUAUCAGUGUCCGGUUUACGCCUUGUCCGACUACACCCCCUCCAGUUACUGCAGCACCAGUUGUCACUGUCACCACCACGACGACCACAACGACGACAGCAGCACCACUGGUCACCAAAUCAGUUGAUAACUUGUGGUGGAUUAUCUUAGCGGCCUUGUUGGGUGCCGCCAUGUUGGGAUUGCUAAGUUACAUGUUGUGGAAGUACGGAAGCCUUUGUUUACACGGGUGUAAGAAGCUCAACUGUAGGCAAUGUAAAGCUAGGCCAAAGCCUCGAGUUGUCACUCCCAAAAUAGAACGACGCCCACCCCUACAAAAGGCGCCGCCGCCACCACAAGAACCAGAAGAACCUGAAGCUCCAGGCCCAGGAUUUUUAUUUGGUUUCUGGAAAGAAAGGUAUCCAAACGAUGACUUCAAACAAAUGCCAGAUCGCAAGAGAUUGCCCACCCCUGGCGACAUGGAUGACCACUACCCACACACACUGGACCCUGUAGAUGACCCUCUUCAACCACAGCACGAGGCCCUGGUAGAGCCUCCAAAGAAGAAAUGUAUUAUCAUGUGAUCUUUAUAAAAAAAAUAUUUAAAACUCAUUUUGUUUCAACCGCAUUUCACUUUGAGUAAUUAACGCCAAAUGACCACGCUGACUAAAGCUCUGAUGUUUUAGCGUCAAACGCUAUUAAUACAUCGACAUAAUCUGUCUCAAUUGUUGUCAUACAGGAAACAGAAGAAUGAAAGCGUUCAUAUGGUGUAUGAUUGUGCUAGCAUGGCCAAACUGCAUUCUUAAAAAAUAUUAUGUAAGGGAGAUUGUUUCGUUAUAUAUCCAAGUGAUUAUUUUUAAGGCCAAUGAUCUGAAGAAGGGGUUAUACUUUUUAACGGUCUGUAAUAUUUUAUUAAUUAAAAACAUUUGAAUUUAACUAUAUUGAACCAAACCUUCUGCUUUCACUAUUAAGAACAUUUUAAGCUUUGAUCGCCCACCCGGAUAAAAUAUUUACAUACAUUAAUGGACAUUUCUUACGAUAAUUCAUUUAGUCAAUCUGUUGGACCAAUGGGGCACCAAACAAAAUGUACAAACAUUCUACAUUCCUCAGUCUUUUGACUUGGAUAGAACCUCUAUCAAUGGUAGGCCCGUCCAUUCCUUUAUGUUGUCUUCCCAUCGCUUUCCCUUCUGCCUCUUCUUCUUUUUCCGGGUACUGUUCCGUGAAGGAAGGUAUUUACAAGCCCAGAAGACCUUGUAAUAUGGCCAUAGAGCUUUAGUUUCCGUGUUUUUAAAAAUAGCUACCAGGUCAUCGUGGGGUCCAAUGGCUGCAGGAACCUUGUCUCUAAUCUCUUCGUUUGUAAUGCGGUCUUUAAAUGUGAUACCCAGGAUCCUUCUAUAGCAUCUCAAUUCCAAUGCUAGGAUCCUCCUCUCUAGCUCUGCAGUCAGCGUCCAAGACUCACAAGCAUUUAAGAAUGUGACCAUGACCAGGGAGCGUAUCAGUCUGACUUUGGUGUCGAGGCUAUGCCUUUGUCUUCCCAUAUUGUUUCGAGUUUUGCUAGUGCUGCUGUGGACUAUGAAAUUCGGGCCAGUAGUUCGGGUUUGCUUCUGAGACAAUAGCUCCGAGGUAUUUAAAACAAAACUCACUUGAAGUUAUACGUUUCUGCAAUUACAAUUAAUCAUAAGAUAUAGUAAUGAACAUUUAAAUAUGUACAUAUCGCAUGGCCAGUAUUGUGGAUAACAAGAUGAUUCAUACAUAAUCACGCAAGUAAUUUAUUAUUGAUCUUUUUAAAUUGAUAUAACUUGUGACUCCAUAUUAGCUUCCUAUGCAGUUUAUUGUAUAUUGACAUAAAAGACAGCGAUUUGUUUGUGUGCAACAAAUUAAAUUAUUUAUUUUUCAA
Molecule: messenger RNA, 3939 nt
Organism: Biomphalaria glabrata
Lineage: Eukaryota; Metazoa; Mollusca; Gastropoda; Planorbidae
Product: protocadherin-like protein
Exons: 18
Coding region: 467-2626 (719 amino acids)
Biological process (GO): homophilic cell-cell adhesion
Cellular component (GO): membrane; cell-cell junction
Molecular function (GO): calcium ion binding
Source: RefSeq, a predicted model, not a curated record